GAGAGUCUUGCUCUCUCUCUCUCUCUCUAUCCCAGUGCGUGCGUGUGAGGGGGAGGGAAACAACAACUAGUUAACCACUCGUAAUCUGCUGUCCUGUGGCCAACCAAAGCUUCCGGUCAGGGUAAUCUCCUAUUUGGCCCUCACGCAAUGCAACCGCAACUGCAUUAACUCCAUCAUCAACAUCAUCAGCAGCAACAUAAUUCAUUCAUCAACUGCAACGCCAUGCCAACAGCUACAAUUUGAGCUGACAUUGGCGAGAGAUUGCCGAAGGUUUUGAAUGCCAGCCAUAGGCGUAGUGGACAGUAGAAGCUUUCGCAGCCGCACAAUGGCCACCCAUGGCACGCCUAUGACGCCCCCGAGCACACUGUACCAUCGGCCAUCGUCCAGUGGUGGUGGCGGUGUUGCUGGCACGCCCAUUACGGUCUCGCUCCACUAUCCGUUUGCUGCGGGCGCCGUGCAGAAUGGGGCGGAGCGAAGUCGUCUGCUGGAGCUGCUGCGUGCACCCAAUAAUCUCACCUCGCCCACGCUGGAGCCCUCGUCGAAGGGUCUGCUGAAUGGACCCGGUCAGAAUAACUGCUUCCUCAACUGCGCCGUCCAGGUCUUGUGGCACUUGGAUGCCUUUCGACGUUCGUUCCGGGGCCUCAAUCAACACGUUUGCGGCGGCCAAGAUUGCAUAUUCUGUGCCCUGAAGGAACUGUUUCAGCAGCUGCAGACGAGCUCGGAGCCAGCUCUGUGCCCGGAGCCACUGCGUCGUGCAUUGGCCAGCGGUCCACUCGCCGGCCGACGCUUUCCACUCGGCUGUUUGGGUGAUGCCGCCGAAUGCUUUGAGCUGCUGCUGCAUCGCGUCCACUCGCACAUCUCCCCCGACGAUGGUGACUCGUGCGAGUCAUCCGCCUGCAUUGCCCAUCGACGCUUCGCCAUGCGCGUCAUCGAGCAGAGCGUCUGCAAAUGUGGCGCCAACUCCGAGCAGUUGCCUUUCACGCAGAUGGUGCACUAUGUCUCCGCUUCGGCGCUGACCUCACAGAAGAGUCUCGCUCUGCAGAAUCAUCAACAGUUGAGCUUUGGCCAACUGCUACGCGCUGCCGGCAACAUGGGCGACAUACGCGACUGUCCGAAUACAUGCGGUGCCAAGAUUGGCAUUUGCCGGGCGCUACUCAAUCGGCCGGAUGUCGUCUCCAUUGGCAUUGUGUGGGACUCGGAGCGUCCAGCUGCCGAUCAGGUGCACGCCGUGCUUAAGGCCGUCGGUACGAGCCUGCGACUGGCGGAUGUCUUCCAUCAGGUCAGCGAACAGCGCUGGGCCCAGCAGGCACAGCAUGAGCUGGUUGGCAUUGUCUCGUACUAUGGCAAGCACUACACCACCUUCUUUUUCCACACCAAGCUGAAGGUGUGGGUCUACUUCGAUGACGCCAAUGUCAAGGAGGUCGGCCCCAGCUGGGAGGGUGUCGUCGACAAGUGCAGUCGUGGUCGCUACCAGCCACUGUUGCUCCUCUACGCCGUGCCCCAACCGCCCAGCUCUAAUGGCAGUUGCAGUCAGGCACCAGCCUCUGGGACUGCCAUGGAUCUGCCGCUCGGCAGUGGCUCGGCGUCUGUGUCUGUGCGCAGAGCCGUUACGCCAAGUCCGGAGAAACCGAAUUUGGGCAACACCAGACGCGCCAUCACACCAACUCCCACACCAUCGCCGCUGCGGGCGCCGCUGAACGAUUAUCAGAACCUGAGCGUCAUACAGAAGAGCAUCUUUCCCAAUGCGGGCCCAGUUACGGGCCCGACUGCUGUUGUCUCUCUGCCCGCUGGCAGUGACGAGACGGACGCGUAUAUCAGCCGCAAGACGGUGGAGCAUGUACUGAGUGCCCAGUACCAGAACCUGAGCGUCAUCCAGGACAAGAUUGCAUCGGCCGCAGCGGUGGACAAGGAGGGUGGCUUUCUCAAUCGUAAACCGAUCGAGGCAAUGCUCAGUGCGCAACUGGCGCGACGACAACAUUUGCAGCUGCAACGGAGCCACAGUGCCGAGUCGAGUUCGGGUAAUGCGAGUGGCGCCUCCAACGGCAGCUCGCCGCCCAGCGAUGGCCUCACCAUACCCGAGCAUCUCAAUCAGCCGAGGCGUCGCGACUCGGGCAACUGGUCCGGUGAUCGUAAUAGCGCCAGUUCGGCCAGCUCCACCACACUGGACAAUCCCUAUCUGUAUAUGGUGGCCAAGCGGGGCGUGGCCGCAGUGCCACAGAGUCCAACGCGGCACGCCGGACACGUUGCACAUGCCGCACACAAUGCUCACAACGGACACAAUGGCCAUGGAUUGCCCUACGAUCCGGGCUAUGAUUCGUUCUCGUUGAGCUCCACGGACUCGUAUCCGCCCAAGCAUGCACUGAAUCCCCAGCUUGCCAAGAUACCAGAGGCAGCUGCUGGUGUGGGUGCAUCAACACAAAAUGGUGUCCAGGCGCAUGGACAUGGUCUGGCGCUGUCCGGUGACUGUGAGAAACUGUGCCAUGAGGCCGACCAGUUGUUGGAGAAGUCCCGUCUGGUGGAGGAGUCGCACGACUUGGAGACUGCCCUGGUGCUCUGCAAUGCGGCUGCUGGGCGAGCGCGUGCCGCAAUGGAUGCACCCUACAGCAAUCCCCACACAAUGACAUUCGCCCGCAUGAAGCACAAUACGUGCGUUAUGCGAGCACGGAGUCUGCACCGGCGCAUUCUCGUCGAGAAGGGUGCCGAGAGCGAGGCGAUGCCAGAGCUCAAGCAUAUGCGGGAGGGCAGCAACAGCAGCGUUAAGCAUAUGCGUCAAAAUAGCAAGGAUCGAACGCUGGAGAAACUGGAGCAAUCGACGCCACAGCUGCUGACAGCUGCGUCCUCGUCCGUUGCCAAGAGCAUCGAGAUCUAUGCAACGCUGCCCAAGCGCAAGAGUCCGCUCAAACCGUUGCCCAGUGCCCACGACGAUAAUGCCAUCGAGUACGACCACCAGCUCAUUAGCAGCAGCAACAGCAACAGUGGCAACAGUUCCCAGCACCAGCACCAGCAGCAGCAGCAACAACAGGUGAAGCCGGAACGUGAGAGUCGCUCACUGUUCGGUCGUCGGCUGGGUGAUAAGGACAAGGACAAGGAGAAGGAGAAGCGCAGUCGCAGUGAGGAUCGCAAUAAGUUGACGCGCGAGUUUUCGCUGACGGAGACGCUGCUCGUCAAUGCCAAGGACACGCUGAAGAAGCACAAGGAGGACAAGGAUGAGAAGAAGGAGAAGGAUAAAAGUGGCAAGAAGCAGCAUAAAAUACGACGCAAACUGCUAAUGGGCGGACUCAUCCGACGCAAGAAUCGCUCCAUGCCCGAUCUCACUGAGGCCGUCGACGAUGCCAGCAACGCUGUCAAUGCCACAGCCAGCGGACGUGUUCAUGCCACAACUCCAGCGCCGCUCACCAGCUCCGUCGAUGACAGUGCUGUCGGACUGAGCCUGCACGGGCAUGCGAAGCACGGCCACGCCUACAACUCAAUGGCCGCAAUGAGCGGCUACAUUUCCGAGGGUCACUUUGACUAUGUCGUUGGCAAUGCAUCCGGCAGUGGCAGCGGCAGCGGCAGCAACUGCUCCGGCACCUCUGCUGCAGUGCUGCAGUGCAGCGCCAAUCCAAAUCUCGAGCGCAGCAAGCUGAUGCGCAAGAGUUUCCAUGGCAGCGGACGCCAGCUGACCAUGGUACCCAAGGUGGCGCCACCGCCCCCAAUGCGCACCAGCUCCACCCUAACCGCCCAGCAGCAACAGCAACAAUUCCAUCACGAGGCGAAUCUUUCGAAUCUAUCGGCCAUGAGCUCGAACACCUCGAUUAGCGAGGAUUCGUGCCAGACCAUCAUCACCACCUGUGCCCAGGUGCACUGCGAACAGAGUCCGCUGAAGGAGCUACAGAUGCUGGAGCUGCCAAUGCCAAUGCCGAUGGUGCUGCCAGCUCCAUUGGAGUUGCCACCGUAUCCGAGUCCGCCGCAAUCAGUUUGCCACUCGCGGCAGGCGAGCGAAGACUUUCCACCACCGCCGCCGCCCGAGAUCGAUCUGGAGCCGCUCAACCAGCAGCUAAACCAUCUGCACGCUUUGGAGGCGGCCAGCAAGCAACAGCGUCAGCAACUGGACUCUCUGGAGGGCACCACCAGCAUUCUGGCCCAGCUGCAGCAGCGCCAGCACUUGCUCAAGCUGCGCAAGGAGCAAGCAACGCCCCUGCCCCAAAUCUCCAUGCCAUGCGAUAAUGCUGGCAGUGGCAGUGGUGGCUGGGUGAAAGAGCUGCAGGCAAAACAAACCGAUCUCAGAGCGCUACAACGGAAACAGGAGGCACCCUCGCCCAGCAGCGUGCGCGAUCUGGCGCAUCGCUUCGAGCAGUCCCAGACUAACCUGAGCAGUUCACCCAUGCGCUCCUACGCCUCCCAGGAGUUGCUCAGCCCCAAUUCCGGCAAUAGCAACAACUCCAACGCUGCCUCGUUGCGCACCCAAAUGAACGGGCUGCCCAACUGUAAACUGGAUGCAGAUGAGGUGGACUCAGUUGCUCCCAGCCGCAUGCCCAUGCCAGCUGCCAUGAUGGGAAUGGGAAUGGGUGUGGGUGUUGGUGCUGGUCAUCAUCAGAUGUUGGCCAAGCCCAAAUACGAGAUGUCGCAGUCCCAGAUCGCCGAGGAGAUACGCGAGGUGGAGCUUCUUAAUUCGAUGGUGCAGCAGACUCUGAACCAGAGCAAUCUCAAUCAGUUGCCCAAGCGAGUGAAGAAGAAGAGUGUCUCGUUCUGUGACCAGGUGAUAUUGGUGGCAACCGCUGGCAACGAGGAAGACGAUGACUUCAUACCCAAUCCGAUAUUAGAGCGUGUCCUACGCACUGCCCAGCAUCCCAACGAUAAGGUCACCGCCCAGCUCAUCCAGCAGCAGCAGCAGAAUAUGCUGCGAUUGCAAACGGAGCCACAGCCACGACAGCAGCAGCAGCAGCAGCAACAACAACAGCAGCAACAACAGCAACAACAACAGCAGCAACAGCAGCAGCAAUCAUCGCCAAUGCUGGGCAGACCGGACAUGCAGCGAUAUGUGCAACGACAGCAACAGUUGCUGCAGCAGCAACAGCAACAUCAGGAGUUGUAUCGCCUGCAACAGCUACAACAGCUGCAGCAACAACGCACCAGCAUGAGCGGCAUUGCCAGCCAACAGCAUUUGCAACAACAACAACAGCAGCAGCAACAACAACAGCAGCAGCAACAACAACAGCAGCAGCAGCAGCAACAACAACUUGACGCACAAUACACCAGCAUGCCAAGGCCGAUACAUCAUGCACAUCAGCAGAUGCCGCAAAGCUAUUCGGUGCAGUUGCAAAAGCAUCAGCAUCAGCAACAACUGCAACAGCAACAGCAACAGCAACUGAAUCUUGCCUAUAUUCAGCAGCUGCCCGAGCAGCCGUUGCCCUCGCCUUAUCAGCGUGUGCCCGUGCCGCAUGGCUAUCAGCCAGCUGCCCCAGUUGCAGGCUCAGUGCCUGCUGCAGCCGCAGGACCCUACUACACACCAACAGCUCAACAACAGCAGCAGCAGCAACAACAGAAACAGGCGCAGAAGAAGGUCAGCUUUGAGCCAGGCACAAAGGGGGAGAGUGCGGAGUGUUUGCCACCACCGCCGCCGCCACCACAGUCGAAGCUGACGCUGCAGAAUGGUCUGCCCGAUUCCGCGGGCAAUAGUAGUAGCAAUAGUAGUAGUAGUAAUAGUAGUAGCAGUAGUCUGAUUGGUGGCAACGCCGCAAUCACCGCCAUUACUGCCAUACCCACCCGCGUCUACAACAAUGCCAUCGUGAAGGCCUCCGCAAAGGCCGUCGAGUGCAAUCUGUGCCGGAAACGGCACGUGAUUGCCCCCGCCGUCUACUGCACCAACUGUGAAUACUAUCUGCAGAUGCUGAACCAGCGCAGAUGAUGCUAAUGCGCCGUCGUAAGCAAGUCGUAUCUAAUCGUAAUCGUAAUCGUAAUCGUAAGUGGAAACUCGUAAUCUCAAGCAAUGCUGCCACGCCGCCCAAAAUCGCCCAUAGGAUCAUAGUUAAGAUGAUGACUAACAUAAGGAUGAUGUGAUUGAGGAGUGUACAUAGAGCUAAUUAUCACUGUUGCACUGUUCCACUGUUGGGGAAGCAGGAGAGCAACUAAAGCCAGACAGACACCGGGAUGCGAUCAAAUUGUUGCUCGGCGUUGCUCGUGAGGAGUGAGUGGCAACAGCAACAGUCCUUUUAUGGUUUCACAUAAGAUGUCCCAACUGUGCCUUGCCACGCCUUUGCCUUUGCCUACGCUUGCGCAUACACACACACACACACACUCACACA
Messenger RNA from Drosophila grimshawi, 6284 nucleotides. RefSeq lists its product as uncharacterized. The transcript is spliced from 6 exons. Gene Ontology annotation, biological process: protein deubiquitination. Bases 278 to 5887 code for a protein of 1869 amino acids. Lineage: Eukaryota; Metazoa; Arthropoda; Insecta; Diptera; Drosophilidae. Gene Ontology annotation, molecular function: cysteine-type deubiquitinase activity. The record is from RefSeq and is a predicted model, not a curated record.